GCGCAUGCGCAGCUCGCCAUAUUGCGCAGCAGGGCGUGAGGUGCGUCGAGACUCUCGCGGCUAACAUUGUUUAUUUUUGUUGAGCCCAGUGACCGCUUCUGCCCUCCUUUUAACAUAUAUAUUGCGCUAAACUACGUCUAACAGAGGUCUCGCUCAAAUGAAGAGCUCUUGACGUCUGUCGUCGGUUUAAAUUGUUGUAGAGUCCGGCUCAAGUGUGUUACGCGCGGUUAGCCGCUAACAAGAUUCACUUCAAAACCACCGAAGCUGGACUGAUAAACACAGACUCGUUUACAGGACACAGAACAGGUACAGUUUGGAUGGACUCUUCACUGGUGGCAGUGUUUUGCUGAAGCGAGUCUGAAGCAGCACACAGGAGUCUCUCUGAGACCUAUAACCAGCGCAGGAUGUCCAUCACAAACCCCCCCACCAGUAACGACGCCUGUCUGAGCAUCGUGCACAGUCUGAUGUGUCACAGACAGGGCGGCGAGAGCGAGACCUUCGCCAAACGGGCCAUUGAGAGUCUGGUGAAGAAACUGAAGGAGAAGAAAGACGAGUUGGAUUCGCUCAUCACCGCCAUCACCACCAACGGUGCUCAUCCCAGCAAAUGUGUGACCAUACAGAGAACACUAGACGGCCGUCUGCAGGUGGCUGGUCGUAAAGGAUUCCCACAUGUCAUCUAUGCACGGUUGUGGCGAUGGCCAGACCUUCAUAAGAACGAGUUGAAACACGUCAAGUACUGCCAGUUUGCCUUUGACCUGAAGUGUGACAGCGUGUGUGUGAACCCUUACCAUUACGAGAGAGUCGUGUCUCCAGGAAUAGAUUUAUCUGGACUUACACUCUCAGGCUCUGGUCCAUCAGGUCUGAUGGUGAAGGACGAGUAUGAUUAUGAAGCCCAGCAGUCUCUGCCCAGCACUGAGGGACACAUGCAGACGAUUCAACACCCUCCCUCUCGCCCGGUGGUCCCGGAGCCCUUCAACACGCCCUCCAUGCUCCCGCCAGCAGAGGGCAGCAGCUCGGCCUCCACCUCCGCCUUCUCCAGCAUCGCAGUGGGAUCCACAACUCAGCCCAAUAGUGUUCUCUCAGGAAGCCACAGCAGCGAUGGUCUGCUGCAGAUUGCCUCUGGGACGGGGCAGGGCUCACAGCAGAAUGGUUUCCCCCCCGGCCAGCCCUCUACGUACCACCACAACGCUAGCUCCAGCUGGACGAGGAACAGUAACUUCCCCCCCACCGUGCCUCACCAUCAGAACGGUCAUCUCCAGCAUCAUCCGCCCAUGGCCCAUACAGCACACUUCUGGCCCGUUCACAACGAAAUCGCGUUCCAGCCACCGAUAUCCAACCACCCUGCUCCAGAGUACUGGUGCUCCAUCGCUUACUUCGAGAUGGACGUUCAGGUGGGCGAGACCUUUAAAGUUCCCUCGUCCUGUCCCAUCGUGACCGUGGACGGGUAUGUGGACCCCUCCGGAGGAGACCGCUUCUGUCUCGGUCAGCUCAGCAACGUCCACAGAACGGAGGCCAUCGAGAGAGCGAGACUGCACAUCGGGAAGGGCGUCCAGCUGGAGUGUAAAGGGGAAGGGGACGUUUGGGUUCGCUGUCUGAGCGAUCACGCCGUCUUCGUCCAGAGCUACUACUUGGAUCGUGAAGCCGGUCGAGCUCCUGGAGACGCUGUGCACAAGAUCUACCCCAGCGCUUACAUCAAGGUGUUUGAUCUGCGUCAGUGUCACAGACAGAUGCAGCAGCAGGCCGCGACAGCACAAGCAGCAGCAGCCGCUCAAGCAGCAGCGGUGGCCGGAAACAUCCCCGGCCCUGGAUCUGUGGGAGGAAUCGCUCCUGCUAUCAGUUUGUCUGCGGCCGCUGGAAUCGGUGUGGAUGACCUCCGCCGGCUCUGCAUCCUGCGCAUGAGCUUCGUCAAGGGCUGGGGUCCGGAUUACCCCCGACAGAGCAUCAAAGAGACGCCCUGCUGGAUCGAGAUCCACCUGCACCGCGCGCUGCAGCUGCUGGACGAGGUUCUGCACACCAUGCCCAUCGCUGACCCCACGCCGCUGGACUGAGACAGAGACCGAGUCAACACCAAUCAGAUCUACAGCUGCAUUUACUCAAUUUGAUCAUUUUGUUUUUACCUGUGUUGCUUUUGUUCUUGAAACAUUCAGACCUUUAAGUGCACAGGAUUUAUUGAUUUAUAUCUAUAUGCAAAAGUGUUUUUCAUGAUGAUGAUGAUGCACAGCGGCCAGCUCUGCAGAGGUGCAUGCUGGGAUUCGGUUUAGUCUGUUUAAAUGAAUUUGUUCCCAGACAUUUGCUUCGUGCGGUUGCUUCACUAGCCAGUAGAGUCUGCCAUUAUGAUGCCAUUUUCAGGUCGUCUUAUCUUAUUUGAUCAUCAUCAUCUCUGUAAUGCGGUCCAGAGUCUCUCAGGCCAGACGUCUGUGGUCUGGAAGUGCGUUGGGAAUCUUGUAGCAGUGCAGUGUUUGGGUUAAAGAGGUUUGGACUCGCAGUCGUAUAAACAAGUGUUGCAUGUACCGAAGACAUGCGGCGGUUUCUUUCAUGCUUCUCACUAGCAGCUAAUUGGCGCUUUUUUUUUUUUUUGCAAGUUUCUCACUGCAUGCUUCUGAUGUAAUCAUAGCUAGACGUAUUAGUCUAGACUCAUACAUGCACAAGCAGUAUCAACCGGCUUUUUCUUUUCUUUCAGCCAUGUACUACUUCUAGCACUUUAUGCAUGUGUGUUUUUCUUUCCAUUUUUCAGUUUCUCUUCUCUGCAGCCUGUGAAUAAAAAUGUUCUGCAGCUCUUUUACAGAAAACAAAUUGUUUGUGUCUCCAUCAGGUUUGUAGAAAUGUAGCACUGCAUCAGUGUCUCAUCAAUGGAUGCUCUGCAGUGAAUGGGUGCCGUCAGAAUGAGAGUCUGAUAAAAACAUCACAAUAAUCCACAGCACUCCAGUCCAUCAGUGAACAUCUGGACAAGACAAAACCUGAAACAAAUCCAGCAUUAAGAUGAUUUUAACUCAAACACAUAGAGUCUAUAAUCCAUGAUAACACUUCCUCCAGUGAAAAAGUGUUCUGGUCUGAAUCAGGAGAGAAAUCUGCACAGAUCAAGCAGCGUUUAAACAGAUCUAAACUAAUCUGUGAGAGACAACAGCAGAUGCUCUUUUUACUGACUCUCGUUCUGACGGCACCCAUUCACUGCAGAGCAUCCAUUGAUGAGACACUGAUGCAGUGCUACAUUUCUACAAAUCUGAUGAAGACACAGACUCAUGCUGAUCUUGGGUAAACUGAGGAAAUUAAAAUUUUCAGGUGAACUGCAUUACUGGCUUCACUGGUGAAAGGUCACAAGGGCUCCAUUUGAUCUGUGUCUAAAGGAAACUAAUGAAAUAAUACUUUUAUACCACUAAUCUCUCUGUUUUUAAGAGCGCCCACACCAUCUCCUCUGAUGCCGGAGAAUAUCAGUUAUAAAUGAUGCUCAUGUAUGGAUUUGAGAUGAACUGGAACGGUGUGUGUGUUGAUGUGAACAUUGAAAGCCAUACGACAUGAACAUGAUGGAAAAUAAGAUGUCAGUAUUAUUCAGAGCUUGUGUUUUCUCUGUGAAAUGACAGACUCACUCUUUUAGUAAGUCUUGCAUGUCUGGGAGUGAGUUUAGAUGACAGAUCAAUACUUCUGUUAACCCUGAUUUCAUAUUCUGUUCAAAAAGAAUUAGUAAAGUUCUGAAUGAGGAGAGCGUUUCCUCAUAUAGUGCAUACUUUUAGCAAUUUAUUAAAUACCGUAUAAUAUCACGUUGA
Carassius carassius (crucian carp) is the source of this 3761-nucleotide messenger RNA. Its product is annotated as mothers against decapentaplegic homolog 4-like. The record is from RefSeq and is a predicted model, not a curated record. Gene Ontology annotation, cellular component: heteromeric SMAD protein complex. Gene Ontology annotation, molecular function: RNA polymerase II cis-regulatory region sequence-specific DNA binding; DNA-binding transcription factor activity, RNA polymerase II-specific; I-SMAD binding. The coding region runs from base 405 to 2048 and encodes 547 amino acids. NCBI's taxonomy places the organism in Eukaryota, Metazoa, Chordata, Actinopteri, Cypriniformes, Cyprinidae. Gene Ontology annotation, biological process: regulation of transcription by RNA polymerase II; SMAD protein signal transduction; anatomical structure morphogenesis. The transcript is spliced from 12 exons.